Messenger RNA from Amphimedon queenslandica, 1920 nucleotides. RefSeq lists its product as uncharacterized. Gene Ontology annotation, cellular component: membrane. NCBI's taxonomy places the organism in Eukaryota, Metazoa, Porifera, Demospongiae, Haplosclerida, Niphatidae. The record is from RefSeq and is a predicted model, not a curated record. The transcript is spliced from 11 exons. Bases 196 to 1920 code for a protein of 574 amino acids.
AUAGCAAGUCAUAGAUCUAAUUAAUUAUAGAUAACCUGCCAUUUUUGCCACGCUUCUCUCUGCAGUCGCUUGCUCUUCGUUGCUCGCUGUUGGUUAUCAAAAAGACUCAUCUCAGCCGCAGAUCCUGGUACAGCGAGGAAGAAGGAAAGCCUGCUUAUCUCUCAAAGUGUCGAGCAAUUCAAAAAAGCUCACACAAUGAGAAUUAUUUAUUUAUUGUCAUUGCUGGCGUCAGCCAGUAUACAGUCAACCAAUGCUCAGUUUGAUUUUCCUGACUGUUUCCCUGGGCAGACUCAAUUCAAUAGUACUAUUGUAACGUCUGAUUAUGUAACUGGAUAUCCUCUUGUGUGUGCCAAUGGGACUUUUGCUCCAGUCUGUAAUGGUGCAUCUGUUGGAUAUGUGGGAACAGUAAUACUCUGUUCUCAAUUCAAUAUCACUUCUGGAUAUGUUGGUACUCCUCCUAAUGUUACUUUAGCUCCACUCAACGAGAACGACAUCAGUUAUACUGUCACUGAUUUAAAUUGUGACUAUUUAACAGGUUGCUCUAAUCCCAUGUUUUCUGGGGAUGAUUGCACCAAUGGAUAUCUGUCUUUCACUUGUCCUUUAUCUCUUUGUGAUGGUCCUGAGUUUAGUCUGUACAACAAUGAGACCACGUAUAUAAAUGGGACUGAAGUUGUCACUGGUAUCUUUGGGAUAUGUCAAGAUGGAGUACUGAUUGGAUAUUGUGAUGACGGGAGUAUAUUUGAUGGUGCAGCCCAGUUGUUGUGCAAUGGGCUCGGAUAUUUAAAUGGAGAACAGGUUGCUUCAAACUCAAGACUACCACUUGGUGCUGCUUACCUGACAAAUUUCAUGUGCAUUUCCACUCCGUAUGGUCCUUCUAAUUGUACUGAGGGUAUGCUAGCCACUAAUCCAGCCUGUUACAAUGGAUCAUUGGAUUAUACUCUACGCUGUUCUGUUAGACGUGCAAGUUGUGAUGGAUAUAAUGUCGCAUUGAAUUACAAUACAACCAGUAUAGUCAAUGGGACUGAAUACAUAACUGGUGUACCCACUCAGUGUAAUGAUGGAUAUAUUGAUGCUUUGUGCAAUGAUGGGUCUAUUACUCAAGAUACAACUGAUUUCUUGUGCCAGUCUAUUGGAUAUUUAACUGGUCAACUAUUGAUGGUUAAUUCUACACAGUAUGGGACACUACCUCAAGGAACUGCCUACUACACUAACUUCACUUGUCCAGCUAAUGCUCUUAGUCUUGAUGAUUGUGGAGCUAUAUUAGUACAAUGUCCUUCUGCUGGUAGCUCAAUGGAAGUUGUCUUACAAUGCAGCAGGCCAUACUCUGUAUGUGAAGAUGGUGCUGUCAGAUUUAUUGAUGGCAGUUCUGGUAGCUAUGAUUCAUAUGAUACACGUACUGAAACCCUGAGUGGUAGCCUUCAGAUAUGUGUUAAUGGAGAGUAUAGAUAUGUGUGUGGGCUCAGUAAUGCUUCAUUCAAUGCAUCUGAUAUUGUGGCUGCUGCUUGUAUUCAAUUGGGAUAUGUCAAUUCUUCCAGUAGCUACACUAAUCAGUAUUUCUAUCCAAGUUCUAAUCCAGUGAUAGAGAGUAUAUCAUGUCCAUACAAUGGAUCUCACUUUUCUCUGUGUUCCAUUAACACUACAACUGAUCCUAACUCCUGCUAUGAUUAUGAUCGUGUGUUAGGUGGUACUUGCAACAGAAUUACUCCAGCCUGUACUAGGUUAUUCCAGAUGGCUGAUCGUGGUACCUUUAAUUAUAUUAAUGGUACUUAUGUUGCAACAGGACGUAUUGAGGCUUGUGUUAAUAAUGUUUAUUAUCCUGUGUGUACCAAUGGUCUUAAUAAUACACUAUCAUCACCACCUCCUACCUACUAUCAAUUGGAUGGUGUUUGCAAUAAUGUAUUUUACAGCGGUAAGAUUUGA